UUUCGUGUGAGAGCUCUCGGAUAUAGUCAGCAUCACUUCAGGGAGAGAGACGGGGAAAGAGAGAGCAGCUGUGUGGAGGCUUUUCUACAUAUAGAGGUGCGCCAGAGACGGGAAACGUACCAGUCUCUUACGAACUACGCGACAAUACGACACCGACAAAAGCAAACUUUUGUACCGGAGGCCGUUCGAAAGUAGAAGUGAGUGUGUAUUUUUAACGUUAGAUUCUUUCCGGAAUUUGGGCGCAAGUUUAUCCACGAAACCGAGAUUCUUCAGUCGCGCAACACUCGAGCGAAGUUCAUCAUCGCAUGCUCCCACGAAUCUGUUAUUAUUACAAGCGUUUUCAAACGUUGACUAAAUACGAGUGCGCACGAAAAUAAACAAAAUCGCGAUAUCGUCAAAGUCGAAGGUGGGCAGAGCGAUUAAAAGCUCGUUUCGAGAUAAAACCGAAGACGGAAGACCAUCGGCCGGAUUUCGUGAUGGAGCAGAGCAACAUAUCGAUAGUAUCGCCAAGCAUAAUGACAGAAAACCCCACCGGCAAGACCAAAGGGACUAGCAUAUCUUUGCCAUCGGGCUCGAGCCUCCAGAACGCGAAGGAAAAGUUCAAGUCGAAGUGGGUGAAAGAACUUUUUCAGGAGGAUUAUUCGGCAUGGGACACCAUGAAGAUCGCCUUGGCCGAGUUUAUUGGAACGGCAAUUCUCGUGUUCAUCGGUUGCAUGGGCUGUGUUGGAAGUCUCGGUAAUCAACCGCUGUCGUUGCAUUCGUCACUCGGAUUUGGGCUCGCGGUUAUGAUCGUAAUAUUGAGCAUCGGACACAUAAGCGAUGCUCACAUAAAUCCUGCGAUCACGGUUGGCGCUGUUGUCCUGGGCAAAAAAUCUCUCCGAUUAGCUGCAGUCUAUCUCGUCGCUCAAUGCCUUGGAGCCGUGGUUGGUUACGGUCUCUUGAAGGUCGUGACUCCCCAAUCUUUGCUUUACGGCGUGGGCGGACCCGACACAACUGCGAACUUUUGUAUAACUGCGAUUCACAAGGACAUAUCGCUGAUUCAGGGUUUCCUCGCUGAAGUAAUUGCAACUGCUAUUCUUAUGUUGAUGGCAUGUGGAAUUUGGGACGUUCGAAAUGAAAGGAAUACCGAUUCGGUCGCGCUCAAAUUUGCCUUUGGGGUCACUGCCCUGUGCAUGGCUGUGGCGCCGUACACCGGCUGCAGCAUGAAUCCUGCGAGGUCUUUGGGGCCUGCGAUAUGGAACAACAGUUGGAGCGACCAUUGGGUAUUUUGGUUCGGACCGAUAGCUGGCUCGUUACUCUCGUCGAUAAUGUAUCGAUCGAUAUUUUCACCUGCGAAAGGCAAGCCGGAGGAUGGCUUAAAUUUCGACGCGACUGAAGUCCGAAAACCCGAGGUCUGAUAUUUCCGUCCACGACAAGAGCUAUUGUUACCGGAAUUGCAUUACGAAUGUGGAGAGUCUCGGUUUCGGGACCUUUGGACAUGAAAUUUGCUCAACCGCUUUGUCUCCUGGAAACUGAAGAUUUCACGCUUGCCGAAGUAGACUGCUAAAUUAGAAAGUUGAUGAGAAUUUACGAAUAAUAGUUUCAUCAACGACGAAGGAAAUAUCUACGACGAGAAAGUCAUUUUAUCGAGAUUCGAAGGCGUGCAAUAGAAGCGACGAAAGUAAUGUCAACAAUAGUUUAUUAAUCCGCACAUAUCCGUCCUGAAGCCUCUCCAUUAUGCCAUGCGUUUUGGAAGGUUGAAAAAUCGUCGGAUAAACCCUCGACGCCAGGGAGCAUCAAUCGAGACGAAAAAAAGGAACGAGGUAACCGAUAAAAUGGAGCUAAUAAUGAGAAACGAUUAAAGAUCGAUAUCACGAUAAGUUAUAGUGGACACAACGACGCCUCGUCGCCUCGGGUGUGACAGAUAAUCGUAUCGACACACACUCACCCUCGCGCCAACACACAUGCACGCACGAACUCAGUGACAUUCCAUACCGUCGAGGUAAUUCCAUACCAAACUCGAAAUAACAAAAUUAGUGAGGACGACGUUGGGUUUGAGAAAAUGAGCUUGAGAUUCCAGCACCGGAGCAACCAAAAUGAUAGACUAAAGUUUUAAUUGUACUCUGGGGGGGAGGGGCGGCCGAGCCAAUCUCGAGCUCAGUUUUCAAAACACCUCCGAGUGUAUCUCCGUACACAAAAGCGAACAAAAAUACAAAUAUUUUUCAAUAUGUACAUAAAUGUAACACUGUGUAUAUUUUUUAUAAAUCAACGAGUGGUUUUUUCCAAAUUGAAUUAGUUGUUAAGUAAUCGUAACGAGUGAUCUUGAGGCUUUGCUAGUUUUCGAGACAAUUUAAAGACGAAGGUUUCAGUCGAGGGUUAUUGACGAAUCAAAAAAUCCCCGAAUUUUCAUGACCAAGUUGAUACAACGAAAAUGCGUUUAACGAUGUGAGGAAUCAUGUUAAAGACACCAAAAGAUACGAGACGAAAGAUCUUGAAGAUUUAACACAUUAACGAUUAUGAGUCGUAACGAUGAGAAGUUUUUUGUACACGAUCGUCGUUACGAUUUUCUUUUUCUUUAGUAUAGAAACAAAAUCAUGUAUUUUCAGAUACUUUGUGAUAAGAAUUUUAGUGAAUAAUCGACGAAUGAGAACAAUCUUGGUACUUUUAUGACCAAGUUUUCUUCUGAUACGAGAAAUUAAAAAGGUGGAAAAAGUUGAUGAAUAGUGUGCUGCAGAGAUCGGGAGACGCGAGAUGAAAAAUGGUGAAAAUCCAUCAUCAAGGUCGAUCCUGACGAUGAACAGUUACAGUGGCAUCGAUCGUUCAUUUUUCUACAACGAAUACUUUGUGCUACACUUGCUUUAUUCUUACGUUAAGAAACACAAAGUUGUAAUUAUCGUUUCACCAGAGCUAUGAUGUAUUUUGUGUGAUUAUUAAAUAUACGUAGUUUAAUAUGAAUUAAAAACUCUGA
Molecule: messenger RNA, 2947 nt
Organism: Venturia canescens
Lineage: Eukaryota; Metazoa; Arthropoda; Insecta; Hymenoptera; Ichneumonidae
Product: aquaporin AQPAe.a-like
Exons: 6
Coding region: 477-1397 (306 amino acids)
Biological process (GO): transmembrane transport
Cellular component (GO): plasma membrane
Molecular function (GO): channel activity
Source: RefSeq, a predicted model, not a curated record